AUGUUGGCUCCAAACUUGCGCGGUUUAAAACUGCUUAGUCGAUCUGUUUUUAGACGAUUUGUGGUGGUUCCUGCAAGUGGAACUAGAACCAAGAGGCGGCGGCAAAACGUCAGAAGUGUGAGACAAAAUGUGUCGGUGGAAGACCUGAAGCUCAACAAGCCAUUGGAACUAACAGAUCCUCGAGAACUAGAGUUCAAACUGCGACAACUUCGCGAAUUUACGAAAAACCUACAGGCGCAAGUACGCAUGGCUGACGACCUGUCUCGAAAAGAGGCGGCAGAAAAAGUGCUGGCGACGUCCGAGAAGGAUGAGCUCGAUACUGAGGAUACCGCAGAACUAAUUCUUGGGCAAAGUCAAAUGACUGACACUUCAAAUUUGUCGUCAUUUCUGCUCAGCACAGCCGGCCAAGCCCAAAAACUCUUGCCGCAGAUGCUACUGCAGCGUAUAAAUGACGACGAGCUGGUGUUAAAGUCGCUUAUAAACCAUCGUUCUCGCAAUUGGAAUACAAUUGUCUCGAAACUCUAUGAUUGUCCCGGAAAGCUCAACGGUGUCAGUCACAAAGCUCUGAAAACGGGGCUUCUUUCGAGAGUUACCCAUCUGUCCUUAAAAAAUAUCCGAAAAUUGGAUUUGAUGUUGGUGGAAUAUGUCGAGAGUACUGGUACUCAACUCACCACCGCCAUGUACGAGUGCCUUUUCCAAAAUCUUUCCAAUCUUAAACCAGUAAAGGAAGCAGAAUCGACGGAGGUUUUUGCUUUCUUGGACUCACUUUUGCAAAGAUUUGACUCAGCUCGCACGUCGGCCCAGCAAGGAAACACUGAUCCCAACAGUCUCGUUCCGGAGCAGCGGCACAAGGCAGAAAUGAAUCAGUUCAUUUUAAACUGCUGCAUAAAAUUCGCUUCAAAGAUGAUGGAUGCUUCUAAGCUCAACAAUUACCUUACAAAGUUUAAUCAAGAGUACAGAAUUCUGCCCAACCGUGAAAACUAUACCGCUAUACUCCAAUUUUACAACAAAUUGGGACUGAACCGUCAAGCUUGGGAUGUAUUUGCGACUAUGAAGUUUCUGUCAGCAGAACAUAAGCCAGACGCAAAAGCGUACACUUCAAUGCUGCAACUCUGCGUCAAAGAGAAGAAUUAUGCUAAAGCUAUCGAUCUUUUCAAUGAAAUGUCCGAUUUAAAAAUCGAGAUAUCUGCUGAAGCAUUGAAUGCUGUUGCUAGAGUAUUGGCAGUAGCUAGUGGAGACCCAAUCUCUAGUGAGGGAAAAGCAGAGUCGCUGAGACUUUUGGGUUGGAAGUAUCUGCAUCAAAAUGAAGACUUGGUACAGAUGAGAGGUCGCAUUUUAGAGGACACUAUUAUGACAAUGAUGACACUCUGUGCUUAUGACGGAGACGUAGGUCUCGCUAGGGCACUGUACUUCAAGUAUGUCACCGCAAAAUUUGCCGAUAACUACGGCAAGUGGAGAGCUAAGUUUGGCGACACGAGUCCUAUCGACUACAAAGCUAUUUGGUCAAAAACACUCAAUCCAUACAUCUUCAACUAUUUGUUGCUAGCAUAUGCUAAAUUCUCACCAGAAAAGCUGCCGUUAGUAAUGGGCUUUGAUCAAGGAGCUAUCACCAGAAGAAAUCUGAUAAACAGCGUCGAUUAUCAGCAAGUAUCCAAUGAAUUUGCAUGUGAGGUCCCUAUAAAUAUUCCGAUGCUGCCUGUAGCUGAUUUCAGCAAUAGUUCCCAAGUAAUCUUAGAGUCUCGGGCUUUGUGGCAGUUCAACCUCGAGUUUGGCGGAGUUUGCAAUCUUAGAGAAGCCCCAAAAGAUGUUUCGAAAAAAUUGAUGGCCUCAUUGGAUUCCAGUAAUUCACUAGACGAAUUUGCUUUCACAACCUUCAACCAAAUUUCUGCAUGGAGGUCUAAGUUGGUCAACCAUCAUGUUUUGAAUGCCAAGACCCUGGUGUCAUUUCUGACAAUACCGAUAAAGAUGGGCGACAAGCGUGAGUUUUUACUAAGGUUCUCAGAGUUCUCCUUUGAACAGCAAGAACUAAACAAAUACAUUUCAGUUGUGUUCAAUGAGGCAAAAAUGAACUCAUUGCCCCAUACGUCGGAAUCUACUUUGCAAGAGAGCUCGGCACAGAAUCACCAUACCGAGGCUGCUCUUACAUACUUAUGCUCGAUGAAGCAUAAAUUAUUAAGAGACUCGGUUUUGUACGAGCUGGCCAUGCGGGCUGCCAUCAAAUUUCGUGACGUCGCAUUUGCCAGAGAUACAUGGGAGAGCCGCGGUGCUUUUAGAAAGCUCGGGGCUUUUCAAAAGUUGGAUGCAGCUGAAAGAGCCAGCAAAGAUUCAGUCUUCGCUUCGUUGAUGGUGGAUCUUUUCACCAAUCAAGAAAUGUAUACCGACUCCAUGGGAAUUAUAAUGUCAUCACAGAGACACAUCAACUGGAAAUAUCCAAUGGUAAAAAAACUGCAUCAUAAACUAAUAGAAUUGGAGGACGAGAACAGCAUUAAAAUACUACUGGGAAUAGUCAACAAGCGCUCGUCAUAA
Molecule: messenger RNA, 2526 nt
Organism: Lachancea meyersii CBS 8951
Lineage: Eukaryota; Fungi; Ascomycota; Saccharomycetes; Saccharomycetales; Saccharomycetaceae
Source: the annotation of a GenBank genome assembly